This is a messenger RNA of Cetraspora pellucida, 128 nucleotides long. NCBI's taxonomy places the organism in Eukaryota, Fungi, Glomeromycota, Glomeromycetes, Diversisporales, Gigasporaceae. The record is from the annotation of a GenBank genome assembly.
AAAUUGCCUACCAAGUAUCUCCAUUUACCAUAAAAGAAAUUAUAGAAUUUUCAUCAAACAUUGAAGAUUCAAAUUCUAUAGAUCGUCUUCGUCCUCCUCUAUUAACUGAAAUUGGGAAUUAUGAAACA